Messenger RNA from Trichoderma atroviride IMI 206040, 609 nucleotides. RefSeq lists its product as uncharacterized. The record is from RefSeq and is a predicted model, not a curated record. NCBI's taxonomy places the organism in Eukaryota, Fungi, Ascomycota, Sordariomycetes, Hypocreales, Hypocreaceae.
AUGGGCUGCGCAUCCAGCAGCGACGCCCUGCCAAUCCUGGAUGGCCUCGUUCUAGCGGCUGCUGCAACAGGACCAGCCGACCCAGGCCAAGCAGCCAAGCGGCCAAGCCAAAGUGCCUCCCCCCAGGUCCGCGGCUCCAUCUUGAUGGAAAUCCCCGCCAAAUCACGGCCAGUGUGGCGCGCGAGCCCAGACCGAGACGAGAGACGAGACGGCGCGGCACAGUGCGCGGCUAGCAGCGCCGGUCCCUUGCUGGUUCCUGUCAUCCACCAUGUGCCAGACACGCUGUGCGGGAAAGGCUCUCCAGGGCAGCGAGCGUUGCAGGACAGUCUGAGCAACCGACGGGAGCACGGCGUGCGACAAUCCUGUGAGACCCAGAAAAAGGUUCAUGUUCUUUCGCGCACAAGCAGAAGGCACUUGUCGGCCAAAGCUGACCUGGUCGGCGCGACUGUAUCGCCCAGAUUUACUUUGCUUGUCUUCACACAUCCAAGUAUUGCAGAUGCUGUGAUUAUAGAAAUCUCACCUACUCAGGCUGAUUUGCUGCGGCGGACACCAUACAACCUCAACCUCCGAGGCACCUUGCAAUACGACCGGUACGAAAGCACGACCUAA